AUGUCUCCUAAAAUUGCCAUAAUUGGUGCUGGAAUUGCUGGACUAUCCGCUGCUAAACGUCUCACCGAAUUGGGAUUUUCGGAUUAUCAAGUAUUCGAAGGUUCAGAUAGAAUUGGCGGAAGAAUUCAUCCAAUCCCUUAUCAUGGAGGAUAUUUGCAAAUGGGAGCUCAAUUCAUCAAUGGAACUGAUAAUCCUAUUUAUGAAAUAGCUCAGAGGGUUGGAGUGUUAUCAGAUCCUGUGUCAGACACAGCUCAUUUCGAUGAAGCCGAGUUCCUUGUAGGAAAUCAGCCAGUUGACCCGAAGGAUAUAGAGCUGUUCAAGAAGUUUGUUGAACCAUUAGAUGGACGGUAUAGGGAGUUUUCAGCCAAUUACACCAUUAUGGGUAUUGCUUAUACUUUCCAUGACCUCUUCAUGGAAGAUUAUGAGCGCUUUUUGAUAGAAAAUAAUAUAAAUGGCAGAAGAAAAGAUGUUUUCGAUGCUUUGACAAGAUCGUAUAGGUCCUACUGGGAGUUUGAAUGGGCUGCAGAUUGGAAGAACCUUAGUUUGAGUGUUCUUAAACAUUGGAAUGAUGGUGGUCCAACAUGUGAAUCUUUCACAACAAAUGAAAUAGGAUACAAGGCUAUUCUUGAUGAUAUCAUGUCUUCCAUACCUCAAAAUGUAUUUCAUUUCAAUACAACUGUGAAGACCAUUGAUUAUGCAGAUGAUAAAAUAGUUUUGACGACAAAAGAAGGAGAAUAUCCACAGAAGUUCGAUCAUGUUAUUGUAACAUGCUCGUUAGGACAUUUGAAAAGAUUUCACAGAAUUCUAUUCAAUCCUGUACUUCCAGCGUAUAAGCAAGAGGCUAUCGAGAAAAUAGGUUUUGGUGAAUCGUCUAAGAUAUUCUUCCGAUGGGAGAAACCAUUCUGGAAACCAGAUACUUUCUCAUUAGCCCCGUUGCCAGUGAGAGGCUUAGCAAGGAAACAUAUCUCUCCGUUUGAAAGAGAAAUCACAACUUUACAGGUUGUCUCGUGGGAACCAAAUACAUUGAUGGCUUGGGUUGCAGGAGAAGGAAACGCUAUAAUCGAUCAAAUGGAAACAGAAGAAAUCAAAGAGAAGAUUACAAAACUGAUUAGAGAUAUGAUGAAUGAUCAAUCUAUAGACCCUCCUUCUGAAAUUGUAAGAACACAAUUAACGAAAAAUGACCUUCUUUGUGGAUCAUAUUCAUACUUGAGCAGAGCACAGGCAGAAGCUGGCUUCACAACAGAAUAUUUGGCUCGCCCGAUUAGCUCCAACGGAAGAUCUAAGAUUUUGUUCGCGGGAGAAGCAACUCAUGAUAGAUUAUUUCAAACAGCAAUAGGUGCUUAUCUAAGUGGAAUUAGAGAGGCUGAGCGAAUUAAAAAAGAAAAUGCAAUCAAGAGUCAUUUGUGA
This is a messenger RNA of Auanema sp. JU1783, 1407 nucleotides long. The record is from the annotation of a GenBank genome assembly. Lineage: Eukaryota; Metazoa; Nematoda; Chromadorea; Rhabditida; Rhabditidae.